AUGACAGUGGAGCAAUUUAAUUUCCCUCCUCUCACUACUCCUGGGGAGCUGGGUGCUCGUAUCCUGAUCCAGGAGCACUAUGAGAAGUUUGGAGAGAGUGAGGAGGUGGAGAUGGAGGUUGAGAGUGAAGAUGAAGAGGAUGAGAGAGAGGGCAGGGUGGUAGGACAUGCUGCUCAGUUACACCAGGACACACAGCUGCAGGACAUGGAUGAGGGCUCUGAUGAAGAGGAUGAUGGCAUGAAGGCUCCUCUACCCCCUGAUAACCCUGUGCCACUACCUCUGCCCCCCACCCCGGACCAGGUUAUCAUCCGCAAAGACUAUGACCCCAAGGCCUCCAAGCCUCUGCCUCCUGUGGCCCCCCCUGGAGAGUACCUUAUCUCUCCCAUCACUGGUGAGAAGAUCCCAGCCAGUAAGAUGCAGGAGCACAUGUGCAUCGGCCUGCUGAACCCCCACUGGCUGGAGCAGUCACAGUACACAGGCCCCAGAACCAGCGCCUCCUCUUCCUUCUCCUCGCCGGGUUUAGGAGGUCUCUUGGGGACACCGGGCUCCAGGUCUCUAAUAGCAGAACGAUCGGCACCCAAACCCUGCCCUUUAGGCCUUAAUUGA
Messenger RNA from Carassius gibelio (silver crucian carp), 606 nucleotides. Its product is annotated as splicing factor 3A subunit 1-like. Bases 1 to 606 code for a protein of 201 amino acids. Gene Ontology annotation, cellular component: U2 snRNP; U2-type prespliceosome; catalytic step 2 spliceosome. NCBI's taxonomy places the organism in Eukaryota, Metazoa, Chordata, Actinopteri, Cypriniformes, Cyprinidae. Gene Ontology annotation, biological process: mRNA cis splicing, via spliceosome; regulation of alternative mRNA splicing, via spliceosome. The record is from RefSeq and is a predicted model, not a curated record. Gene Ontology annotation, molecular function: RNA binding. The transcript has 5 exons.